Molecule: messenger RNA, 2474 nt
Organism: Aethina tumida (small hive beetle)
Lineage: Eukaryota; Metazoa; Arthropoda; Insecta; Coleoptera; Nitidulidae
Exons: 10
Coding region: 334-1929 (531 amino acids)
Source: RefSeq, a predicted model, not a curated record
CCAACCACAUUUUUGUCGUGUUUCACUGCCCAUAACAGAAUCCUCGCACAAGUGACGUAUUUAAUUGGACUGAAAAAACUGUUUCCAUUUUUUUUCUCCUAGUCGGGAUUUAAAUUUUGAUAUGUGGUGACGCCCAAAAUAUUAACAAAACGUAACAAUUUUUAUUAUAUUUUAUUUUUUGUGAUUGUGCAGCGAACUGUUUUCGUCUGGUUAUCUCGGAAGAUAUCUUGCUUGUGUUUAUUAAGUGACGAAAGAGGAUACCAUUAGCAAGAGGAAGAGCAAUUUUGUAACGUUUCGACCCGAUGUCUUGUUGUUGAACGCUGCCUAAAAAUCAUGGGUGUUAUUGCCAGGUGGCGGUAUGCAAUAUUGCUUGGAUUCCUCAUAUCUUCUGUGCCUAGUGUAAGUAGUCCCUUCAACAUCACGUAUCACCGCCUAAUCAAAAAUUCCCCUCAGAACUGCGAUGGCCAACUGGCCGAAGACACGACGUCGGUAGAAUACAGCGUCAGCAGCAGCACCAGCAUCGGCGUGGAGCACUCCGAAGCGUCCGCGGAGAAAUUCAACAGCACCGCAGAAACCGCCGCCUUGGUGGAUGACGGAAACCGGACCAGGGAGGCGCUGUCGCACGAUUCCAGCGAACCGGACUCGGUCGUCUUCAUCGGUGACACGGGGGGUUACGUGCCACUUCCAGCGCUCAGAACAAGGACUCUGCCCACGGCACCGGAAGAGGAAUGGCACCAACCCAUCGAAACCUGGGACAGGGAGUACAGAAGAUUUAGGUUCAACAACACCAGAGUGCAACACAUCGAAGCAGAAUGCCAAGACGACUAUAUGAAGAUCAGAGUGGGAUUUAACGGAACAUUUACUGGAUUAGUUUACUCCGCUGGUUACGCUUAUGACCCUGAUUGUAUGUACAUUAACGGUACGGGUCGGGAUUAUUACGAAUUCUACAUCCAGCUUAACCGUUGUGGAACUUUAGGGAAAAACACUCAUAAUGAAGAUAACAGAAAAUCUCCCACGAAAAACUUCAUGUGGAACACGGUAACAGUUCAGUAUAACCCAUUAAUUGAGGAAGAAUACGAUGAACACUUCAAAGUAACCUGCGAGUACGGAUACGACUUUUGGAAGACCGUCACUUUCCCAUUUUUAGACGUUGAGGUUGCUACAGGAAAUCCUGUCGUCUUCACCCUGACUCCACCUGAAUGUUACAUGGAAAUCCGCUACGGAUACGGUACAAACGGAAACAGAGUCACUGGUCCAGUCCGCGUAGGAGAUCCCUUAACCCUGAUAAUCUACAUGAGAAGCAAAUAUGACGGAUUCGACAUAGUAGUCAACGACUGUUACGCACAUAACGGAGCCACUAAGAAGAUUCAGCUGAUCGACGAGUACGGAUGUCCGGUCGACGACAAACUUAUCUCUAGAUUUAGGGGUUCGUGGUCGGAAAGUGGUAUCUAUGAAACCCAGGUCUUCGCCUAUAUGAAGACGUUCAGGUUCACGGGUUCUCCUGCACUUUAUAUUGAAUGCGACGUUCGGAUGUGCCAUGGAAGAUGUCCCAGUCAACCGUGUCACUGGAGGAACGUAAAAACGGUACGUAAGAGGUCCAUCAACGAUACGGAAACUUCCACCCAAACAGUCGUUCCGCCAUCACUUUCCGAAAACGUGAAUCUAUUCCAAUCCUUGAGAGUACUUCAGGAGGGCGAGUCCGAUGAGAACCGCAACGCCACAGAAGCCCAUCCCCAAACGGAUUCGAAUAGCGUGUGCCUGAAAACGGGAUGGUUUUCGGCAUUGUUAGCACUAGGUGGUGGUGCUAUGUGUUUGCUUGGCGGAGCGUUGUUGGCUACCUGUUCGAGGAUGAGGAAGGUCGCAAUCGACAAGGUGUUAACGCACAGCCAGUUCAAUGGUUAUAUGAACCACAAGGGUAGCAUAAACUGAACCCCGGACCAUUGUGAUAGUGCUUAAAUUAUAGGACUUAAAAGUGACCACAUUAGGAAAUAUAACGGUGAAUUCAGCCUUUACUUACACGUAUCGUAUAAGGCUAAUGUUAGCCCACAAAAUUAAAAAUAAUGUGAUAAUGUUGGUAAUCGCAGACAUAACGAAAUAGAAUAAGUAAAAUCAUGUGCAUGAUGAUAACAGUAUUAAUUUAUUUUUUAUACAAAGACAUAUAGGUGAUAAUUAAAAUUUACUUAAAAUUCAGUGAUUUACUUAUUUAGAAUUAGUAAUUUAUUAGGUAGACAUAUGCAUGAAUAGGUUACUAAGUUUAAGUACAGCCCUUGUUUAUACACAUAUAAAUAAGGGUUUAACAUACGCACAUGGAGAAUUAGGUAGAGGCAGUGUUAAAAACUUAAAUAAAUCUACUUCUUCUGUACGUAUGUCAAGGAUAUUUGAUACAAAGUUGAAUUUAUACCAAGUAUCCGAAUGUUGUAAAUAGUUAUAUUUAUCAGUAAGUUUUUUCUUCAAUAAAGAUAAUAGUAAUACUU